UGACUCACUGAAUCAGGCUGCUCGAAUGAAUCGAUUCACUGAACGGAAUCGUUGACUCGAAGACUCGAACUUGCCACCACUGUAAAUCUAUUGCCCCAAGGAAGAGGAGUAGCCCACACCCUUGCUCGCGAGGCGGAAGACGACCCUCGGCGUCACGCGAGUUGCCGAGAGGAGGAAGAAGAGGAGAAGGAGGAGGCGGAGGAGGAAGAGGAGGAAGGAGAGCAGCUCUCAGUAUGGUCGCUGCUUGACCGCUUGCCUCGCGCACUCGUUCCGCCAAGGCAGCUCCCCAAGAAAACGCACAGGUUAUGCCACCCCACAGGCUGACUGGAAACCCAACCGUCAAAGAGAAGGGCUGAUCUCAGACCCCCCCAAACUCCUGCUGCUGUGCCCCCCCCUGUCCCCAUGGCGACAGGAGGCCAUGCCCCCGAGACAGAUGUGUUGAUCAACCUGCAUCAGGUUCUGGCUGAGGAGGAGAAGGGCUCCACAGAAGGUCUGGAGGAUGAAGACUGGGAGAGGGCUCUGUCUGUGGAGCGGUUUGGGGACAUCAUUACUGAGUCAGGCACUAAUGGUGCAGAAAAAAUGGGCCGCAGCUACAAUGAGAAGGACUUUGAAUACCACCGCCACACAUUCCACCACACCCACCACCCCCUGUCCACCCACCUCCCCCCGCAGCGCUUCAGGAAGAGGGUACUCAGUAUGGACCGCCGGCGCAAAAAGAAACGCAAGAAAAAGAAGACGUCCAUGCCUCCCUCUGAGGUCACACCCACUAUCCAUGAAGUAGACGAAGAGGAGGCGGAGUCUGAGCCAGAAGGACAAGGCCAAAUGACCACACCCACUGAGACCACUGAGCAACAGAUGCAGUUUAGUUUGGGGAGUGAAGAAGAGUUGGUGCCCCCCUUUCCUCUCACAAGUUUCCACAUAGAGAGUGAAAGACCCCCCAGCCCAGAGCAGCCCACUGCCAGUACAAUUGGAGCACAGGAGGGGGAGCCACAUGACAAGCACGAAGAAGAAGAAGAGGAGGAAGAAGAAGUGUCAAAUAGGUUUAGCCUGUCUCCAGAGCUGGCCAGUAUGACCACCCGGGGCUGGUUCCGGCGGAAGCCCGUCCACCGGCUGACUGGAGCCCAGCGCACCAGCUAUGACCUGAGGGAACGCAUUUGCAUCGGCAGCAUGACAGCCAUAGAGACUGCGGUUUACCAGAAAGUGCCCACAGACGAAGCAGAGGCCCAGAUGCUGGCCACUGCUGACCUGGAUGACAUGAAGAGUCACCGGUUUGAGGACAACCCCGGGGUGAGACGACACCUGGUCAAGAAGUCGUCUCGUUGCCAGGUCACUCGGACCAGCAACAGCUCUCCGCCUCUGUCCAGCCUGAAGAAGAGGAAGAAGAUGGACAAAAAGACUCAUGAGGUCUUUGUGGAGCUGAAUGAGCUGAUCGUGGAUAAGAACCAGGAGAUGCGCUGGAAGGAGACGGCUCGGUGGAUCAAGUUUGAAGAGGAUGUAGAGGAGGAGACAGACCGCUGGGGAAAACCCCACGUGGCCUCGUUGUCCUUCCGCAGUCUGCUGGAGCUCCGCAGGACCAUCACACACGGUGCCAUAAUGUUAGACCUGGACCAGACCACACUGCCUGGCAUUGCCCACUUGCUUGUGGAGACCAUGAUCAUCUCAGACCAGAUCAGAGCUGAGGACCGGGCCAACGUGCUUCGUGCUUUGCUGCUCAAACACAGUCAUCCCAAUGAUGAGAAGGAUGGCCUCUUCCAUCGCAACCAUUCAGUCAACAGUCUGGGAAGCUUGCGUCACAACCACAACCAUGUCCACGACACGAGCUUGCCUCUGGUAUCUGAGGACCACAGCGCGACACACGACACUAAAGCUGCAGAGCAUGACAAAGAGAAAAACAUGCACCCCAUUCCUGGUGAGGCCCAUGCUGCAGCCAGAUCUUUGAAACUACUGGCAAAAAUCCCCAAGGAUGCUGAGGCCACACUGGUUUUAGUGGGCUGUGUGGAGUUCCUGGAGCAGCCUGCUAUGGCAUUUGUGAGGCUGAACGACGCAGUUAUGUUGGAGUCAGUGCUGGAGGUCCCAGUUCCUGUGCGGUUCAUAUUUGUGCUCCUUGGCCCCAGCCAAACCAACAUAGACUACCAUGAGAUCGGACGCUCUUUCUCAACACUCAUGUCCGACAAGAACUUCCAUGAGGUGGCCUACUUUGCUGAUGACCGGCAGGAUCUGCUAAAUGGCAUAAAUGAGUUUCUGGACUGCAGCAUUGUGAUUCCUCCCUCUGAUGUAGAGGGCAAAGACCUACUGAAGACAGUGGCCUCAUUCCAGAAGAUGAUGCUACGCAAGCGCAAGGAGAGAGAGAAUAAGAAAUGUUUGAGCACUGUGGUGGGACCUGAUCAGGAGACUAAAGAUCCAGGUCGAGAUGACCCAGAGGAGGAGGAGGUGGAAGUGGACCCGCUGAAGCGCUCUGGUAUUCCAUUUGGGGGUCUCCUCCAUGACAUUCGGCGCCGCUACCCGCACUACAUCAGUGACCUGAAGGAUGCACUGGACUCUCAGUGCAUUGCUGCUGUCAUUUUUAUCUACUUUGCUGCCCUCUCACCCACCAUCACGUUCGGAGGACUACUAGGGGAAAAGACACAAGGUAUGAUGGGGGUCUCAGAGCUCAUUAUUUCCACGGCAGCAGUUGGGGUGCUGUUCUCUCUGCUGGCAGGACAGCCGCUGCUCAUUAUUGGCUUCUCUGGGCCUCUCCUUGUGUUUGAGGAGGCCUUCUACAAGUUCUGCCAGGCACAGGGCUUCGAGUACCUCACAGGACGAGUGUGGAUCGGCUUCUGGCUCAUCUUUAUCGUGCUGGUGAUCGUAGCAGCUGAAGGCAGCUUCCUUGUGCGCUACAUUUCACCCUUCACUCAGGAGAUCUUCGCUUUCCUCAUCUCCCUCAUCUUCAUCUGUGAAACCUUUUCCAAACUCGUCAAGGUAUUCCAGGAGCAUCCACUGAUGAGGAGCUACCCAACCUCUCCAGGCCUUCCAGCCCUGAGAUUCCCAGAAGCGCCUGAGCACAGUGUACUGAUUGAAGGCCCGAUCCUAAACCAGCCAAACACGGCCCUGCUCUCUUUCGUGCUCAUGCUGGGAACCUUCUUCGUGGCCUUUUUCCUCAGAAAGUUUCGCAAUAGUCGCUUCCUCGGUGGCAAGGCCAGGAGAAUCAUUGGAGACUUUGGCAUUCCCAUCUCUAUUCUACUGUCUGUGGUAGUGGACUAUUUAAUCCCUGACACUUAUACGCAGAAACUGAACGUGCCCUCUGGUUUCUCAGUCACAUCUCCUGACAAACGAGGCUGGUUCAUCAGCCCAUUCGGAGACAAACAGCCUUUCCCCACAUGGAUGAUGGGAGCCGCCGUGGUGCCCGCCCUUCUCGUCUUCAUCCUCAUCUUCAUGGAAACACAGAUCACAACGCUGAUAGUGAGUAAGAAGGAGCGCCGAUUGAUUAAGGGCUCCGGCUUCCACUUGGAUCUGCUGUUGAUCGUGAUUCUGGGGGCAAUAUGCCCACUGUUUGGCCUUCCUUGGCUAACAGCUGCCACCGUACGCUCAGUAACCCACGUCAAUGCUCUGACAGUCAUGAGCAAGGCUACUGCACCUGGAGAAAAGCCCAUGAUCCAGGAAGUCAAAGAGCAGAGAGUGACUGGCAUGUGUGUGGCCAUACUUGUGGGCCUGUCCAUUGUGAUGACGGACGUGUUGCGUCAUAUUCCUCUGGCUGUUCUGUUCGGAAUCUUUCUGUACAUGGGUAUCACCUCUUUAACUGGCAUUCAGCUGUAUGAGCGCAUCACACUCAUGGUCACCCCUGCAAAACACCACCCUGACCACAUCUAUGUCACCAAGGUGAAGACGUGGCGUAUGAACAUGUUUACCAUCAUCCAGCUGUUUUGUAUAGUGCUACUGUGGGUGGUGAAGUCCACUGUGGCGUCCCUGGCCUUCCCCUUCAUCCUCAUCAUGACUGUGCCGCUUCGCAGACUCAUCCUUACCAGAAUCUUUGAGGAGAGAGAGCUGGCAGCGUUGGACGCAGAUGAAGACACACCCAAUUUUGAUGAAGACGGACGUGAUGAGUACAACGAGAUUCACAUGCUUGUAUAGAGACAGCUCUCUGAGAGAUGUUCCGGAGGUCCAUGCUACACUGACCAAUAAAAGACAAGCCACACUGCUUUGUCUGUAAAGGUGACAAUAACCAAGAGGCUUAGUGAGGAACUCAUAAUCCACUCAUCUUCAGGAUAUGUACAUUGAAAUAUUGUAUUUAUUCUAUGUAAAAUAGAGAAAUGGAUGCAGACAAUUGACACGAUUUAGAUACCAUGUGUUGUUGCCAUUGUUAUUUAUUUAUUUAUUUAUUUAUUUAUAUAUUUUUAAAAAGCCGUCUUUAUUUCCUCAAAGAAGUGGCCUCCCCGAGUCUUGCUGAUGCCCUAUGACUCUUUGACUGAAAGACACCGAAUGGACCAUGCACCUUAAACCAUGUCAUUUAAGAGACUUUUCCGUACUGGCUGCACGGAAGUGAAUAAUCCAAUCUAGUAUGGCCUAAGUAGACAGCAUAUGUCUCCCCCAUUAGAAGCCCACUGCCUGUAGAUCUGAGUUGCCUUUUCUUCUGUACUGUAGGCAUUGGCCACAGGGUCUGAAUCACUUUUUAGUAGCACCUCAAGUUCAGAACCCUCAGGUUGGUUUAAUGCAUUUUUCUGUGCAAUCCUUUCGCUUGAAUGCAGUACUGCUGUCCCUGUAGAUGCGAGCACAAGUGACAUUUCUUUAGUUGCGUUGUGAACCCACCUCUGGAUGGACUGGUGUAGAGGGUUGACCUUAAACCUUAAGCUUAUUAUUGAUUUUGGGUUUUUUUUUUUUUUGCCAUGAAGCUCUCUGAUGAUCAGCGUUAUUCAUUAUUCAGAGCACCACUUCCUUCUAAACAGAGAUGCACUGAUAAGGGCAUUUUUUUAAAGAGAGCUUAGGAGAUGUAGAACAUUGUUUUAUUGGUGUGUAGAAGCAUACCAUUAGGUUGGACUGAAGAGGUUAGGUUAUACUACACUCAUACUUUAUUUAUUGUGUGUUUAUAAUGUGACCUUUUUAGAGAUUUGGUACUUUAUGUUACAUUUCUUGUUACAUAUAUGUUAAAUGGGGACAGUUAAAGCCAUAGUAUACAAGUUUAAGUUAAUUGAGAUGUAUAGAGUUGUUUCAAUUAAUCCAAUGGCUGUCAAAAUGCAAAUGUUAAUGGAUGCACUUAACACAAUAGCUUAAACUAGAAGCAAAAGCAUUUGACACCUCUACAUUCUGCUGCCAAAUCAGGGUCACUGAGGAAACUUGGUCUUGUUGCCAUCCAUUAAACUUUAACUAGUUUAAAGGAAGUGCAUGACCUUUUAAAAUCCACAUCGCAGCACAGCCAACAGAUCCAUGCUAUUUUGCAAUGGACGCUCAAGGUCUGUGUAAUUACUUAUCUCGCUUUGUCUUUUUUAGAGAAAAGAAGCUUUAGUGAUGCCAGCGAUAUUUCGUAGGUAUUGCAGUUCUGUGCAAAGCCAGAAACCACACUUCAUUUCUCUAAUCUCAGUCAACACGGCCAUUAACUACAAGUAAUUCAUUGUGCAUGACACUUCAGAGAAGAUUAGAUAUAAAUAAAUCCACUCUAAUCAAGAAAAGCCCACAGAAAAACAGGAGUUUCUACAACUGGAGUUCUAGAAAUUAUUAGAAAAUUUUGACAAAAUGGUACUUAAAACAACCAUGCAAGACCUACUGGACCACCAGCUUAUGCUGGGAGAAAAUUGAGCUCCACUUUUGCUUUAAAUCUGAAAAAAGUCCACGUUUCUGUCCAUCCUUCCACUGUGAGAGAACUCAAUGCUAUGAGUCUGAAAGGAUGUGUAGCUGUUAAGAAGCAGUUACUGAGAAAAGAACAUUGACAAAAAAGAAGACAAUUUAUAUUAGAACACUGAAUUUGGACAUAUGAGAUGUGGAGUUUUAUGAACUGAUGAGUCUAAUUUUGUAUUGUGUGAAGCAGAAAAUGCGACCAAUUUCUAAGACUGAACUUUGGAAGUGUAAAAAGCUUUCCUGCUGAUUGACAAUGUGAAAGCAAGUCACUAAAAAAAGAAUGAGAGCUGUGAUAAAGAGAAAUACUGUCUUCUGUGUAAAUUUCUGUUAAAUAUAUUUUCUACUUUUUUGACACUGACAAAUGAACUGCGUGCUUAGAGGCUGUGUUGACUGGAAAAGAAAAAUAAAUAGCGACUUUUGCCCAGUACUGUAUAUUUCAUGUCGGAUAACACAUUAAGGCUAAUCUCUAAAUGCCGAACCACAAUUCCCUGCAGAGAGAGCGAGCUGAGAAUGGCAUUAGAGAAGGUUGCCCUUUAGACUGUAAAUAACGUUGUGUCCAUGUUCCAGUUGAUUGUGUUGCGUGACUGUGUACAUUACGCAAACCUCAAGAGCCCAGCUUCCCAGACCUGGUUCACUUUCCCACAGGCCGUUACACUGAAGGAUUUUUUUUUUUUACUUAAUUUGAACCAGUUUUAGUGUGGUUAUUGUGUAAUGACAAUAUUACCUACUACUAUAAAUACAUGUUUUAGUAAAACACAGAACCAAAUGCUGCUACACACUCAGACCGUCAGUCUGUCGCAGAAGCCUGUGGUGAAACUUUAGGUGUCAUGACUACUAAUUCCGUACUCUUCUAACUGAAACUGAGCUGAACACUGUGUUGAUGCCAAAAUCAGUAGUGUGUGAUGCUGAAUGGCUUUUCACUUUUGCUGUGAGGAAUAUAUUGUGGCCAGCUGGGCCGUACAGUAACUACAGAAUCAGUGGUUCAGCUUUGGCGGAGACGUGACGCACCUGCAGUUAGAGCAAUGGACAGUGCAUAUAAGCACCACAUUUGAAUGUUGUUAUUAGGUCCCUUUGGUUUCUGCUGCAUGAUGUUUGGUGCUUUAUUAUACUUGCACUCUUAGAGAUACAACACUGCCACCACAUUGCCUCUGUCGAGCCUGCUUGGCUCUUUUUCCUUAUGAGAAACACUGACUUCCACAGAAAGCACUGUGGUCACUGACUCUGUGAAACGGACUCCGUCCCUUCUGUCUACCGAGAGGCAGCAUGACAAACAGAAAACACAGCACGUCCGUCUGAUAUAAUCCAUUUAGCUCUUCUGUGAAAUUUUCCACUUGAAAAUGCAGGGCUCUUAUACAAGCAAAAUCACUUGAGAUGUAUUAUAUAAGGUAGGGGUGUCCAGCUUUUGUCUUGAAGGACUUUAGUCUAGCACAGGUGAUUUUCCCGACCAAACCCACCACGGGUGAUUUACCUGACCAAACCCACCUCAUUCAACCAUUUUUUGGGAUUUGAUCGAUCACUAAACAUUGGUCACCAGUGGUCACAUGUAUAAAGCAUCUUUUGUGAGUUGUGGCCUUAAUCAUUAGGGUAAAGGUUGUGCUUUAACCUUAAGUAGGUUGCAUAAAAUCUCUUAAAGGAAAUGUUUAAGUGGAAAGUAAAUAAUUUACUAGUACAUAUGAUUUCUGCCACUGUGCAGUUGAAAAAACCUGCCACUGUAUCAAAAGUGCUGUAUAAAUAGACAAUAAUGGACAUUGAAAUGUACAGCUCUAAAUUUAUUACUUAAGUAUUUAACUAAAAGAUGUUUUAUGCAAGGAACCACACCCUUCAGGACCACAACUGGAUGGAAUUGAUUUUUAGGGGACUCAUUUAUUAUGGCCCAACUAAUGUGAACAUUUUGUGAACAAUGCCUAUUUUAAGGAGCUAACAACUCUAAUAACUAAUAACUAUAUAAUAUAGCCAUUAUGAUUUUAUAUGGUCAAAAAAUCAGACUGAUCAUUUUAUUUAGAUUUACUUUAGUUUGAUUGGCAUUUCUAAUUUCUUAAACUCACAGCUAAUAAAGUCUGAAAUAAUAUACUUUUUUAAAAUAUUGGACCUUAAUAUUGGCCAAUAUUAUCGGCCAAAUGAUAUAUCGGUUGGGCCCUGUAAUUUAUAGUUGCGUGACAAGUCUGCAUGUUCUUUUUGUACAUGUCGUGCUGGCAGUUUAGGACUUGCACCAUUUCUCUUAAAACGUGUUAUGAUAGAGCACUAUCAACACACACACAUUUUAAGUUUGAAUGAACCGAUACCACAGGUGUUCCCCGUAGCCUCUGGCGCAGGCGUGACAGGCUGAACACAUGAAGUAGAGUGCUGGAGACUCUGUUGCACUUGACCCCUAAUACAGUUGCCUCUCGAUACUUUGCACUGGGCCAUUGUGUGCUUGUAAUAAUGUGUCUGCCAUGAGAGCAAGCAGCUUGCGGAAUGACACCAGCGGUGCUUGGACACGGCACGUACAGGAAUGGCCUAAAUCAAUGGAUGGGGAACAAAAGGGGCUCUUGAAGAGGUGGCUAUUGUGAGUACAGCUGACAUGUCUCAGGCAGCGCUGGUGGUUUCCAAGGCUGCAGACAGGUUGCUCAUCCAAAUGGCCAGACAAUCUGCAGGGUUACUGUUUGGGGUGGAUGUUUCACAAGCAGAGUGUGUGCUGAGGAUAACACCUGUGCGGACAUGCAGGGAGCUCUCGGCCUUUUCAGGGUCAUGCUAUAGUGUGUGCACGGUAUGUGGGGUGCAUGUGGAUGUGUUAAAAAAGAAAACAUUCAGCAUGGAAAAGAAUUCGGAAGUGGGGGUAUUAUUUGAGAUAAUAAAAAGGCACAGGACAGCCAUUUCCUACUUGUGGCUUUUCACAUGUUGGACCAAGGAGAUGAAAAAUAAAUAGUUUGAAUGAUGGUGAAAGAACUUGGCAUGGCAUAUACUCAGAGAUGGGGUUCAGUGGCCUAUACCACCCUAGUUGUGCGGACCACCCAUCCAAAUCCUCCAAACGGUGUUAUUGUUUAACGUUGAGUCUGAAUUCUCGUACUUUCAGUUUCCUCUCAUUUCCUUUAACGCUGUAGACUCUGAAUGUGUGUUUCAUAGAGCCCUAAUGCCCAUUAAGAGUAAGUAAUGACAAUCAGAAAUGGACAGAGUCAGACUGUAUUAUUCCCACAGGUAGUCUUCUACAGUAUAUGCAGGAGUCAAACCACCAGGCCCAGCAGCAGGCCAAGAUGGGACCAACAGAAAAGUGCAAAAGCAAACAUGUGGGCUGGUGCUUUUUCUCUAACAGCCAUUUUUAGUCAGCUUUAAACAGUGCAUUAGACUGAGUGUGAAUGGAGUGAUAUAUACCGUGGCAAUAUUCAGAGUGUAACACAUUGAGAUUGAGCAUGUAAAGGGACGUGCUUACCUCUGUCACUUUUAAAUACACAUGGUAUAAAUCCUAACUUCUGUCUGUAACUUAGACCUUGAAAAGGUGUUCCCUCUUUAUAGCACUUUUGGCACUUAAGAACAAAUAUUGGUACGAAGGAAGGAAAAAGAUCACACUGGGAUUUCUAUGAAGAAAUGAUUUUUGGUUUUCAUAAAUGCAGCACUCAUGGGUCAAUACAAUGUCCUCAUGUCAAAACUUUGUCCCAAACAAACCUCUUGUAGAACUCUUGUGUUGCCUGGUUGUAACUAAGAGGUGUUUGUCUGUCAAAAAAAAGAAAAAAAAAAAGAAAAAGACAAUUUACAGACAUUUUACAGUUUUGAGUUCUUAUGGUAAAUAAUGUAUUACUUUAGCUUUAGCAAUACUGAGAAAAUACUGAUGUGGAUAUUUUAAUAGCAGUGCCAAUUGCUAUUACUGUAAAAAAGAAGAAAAAAA
Pygocentrus nattereri (red-bellied piranha) is the source of this 9664-nucleotide messenger RNA. It is a transcript of the gene slc4a3, whose product is annotated as solute carrier family 4 member 3. The transcript is spliced from 23 exons. Gene Ontology annotation, molecular function: monoatomic anion transmembrane transporter activity; solute:inorganic anion antiporter activity. Gene Ontology annotation, cellular component: plasma membrane. Gene Ontology annotation, biological process: bicarbonate transport; monoatomic anion transport; transmembrane transport. The coding region runs from base 403 to 4107 and encodes 1234 amino acids. NCBI's taxonomy places the organism in Eukaryota, Metazoa, Chordata, Actinopteri, Characiformes, Serrasalmidae. The record is from RefSeq and is a predicted model, not a curated record.